AUGUCCACCUCGUGGUUCCAGAAGACCUUCACUCUCCCGUCCAAGUCGCGAGGCUCCUACCUAGUGACAGACCACGUCGUCUCCUCAUUACCAGAGCUGAAGAAUUACAAAGUGGGCAUGCUCAAUCUGUUCAUACAACACACUUCGUGCGCACUGUCGUUGAACGAGAACUGGGACACCGAUGUAAGAGAGGACAUGAGCGACGCGCUAGACCGGAUUGCUCCAGAAGACCGGAAAGGAAACCUCUACAGACACUCGGCGGAAGGCUUGGAUGAUAUGCCGGCACAUAUCAAGUCGGCGUUGAUCGGGGCAAGCAUCACGAUUCCCAUCACCGACGGGUCAUUGAACACUGGCACGUGGCAGGGGAUCUGGUAUCUCGAGUUCCGGGCAUCGAAGCAUGCGCGAAAAGUAGUGGCCACCAUUCAAGGCGAGAAGCGAUGA
Molecule: messenger RNA, 441 nt
Organism: Capronia coronata CBS 617.96
Lineage: Eukaryota; Fungi; Ascomycota; Eurotiomycetes; Chaetothyriales; Herpotrichiellaceae
Product: RalA-binding protein 1
Exons: 2
Coding region: 1-441 (146 amino acids)
Source: RefSeq, a predicted model, not a curated record